This is a messenger RNA of Cylicostephanus goldi, 915 nucleotides long. NCBI's taxonomy places the organism in Eukaryota, Metazoa, Nematoda, Chromadorea, Rhabditida, Strongylidae. The record is from the annotation of a GenBank genome assembly.
AUGGAGGCUGUUUUCCCUCGUUUCAAAGCUCUACAGCGGCUUGACUUGUCUGGUGUUAAGCUGCAAGUGUCUCCCGAUCUAAAUGCUCCAAAACUAGUAGACCUAUUCUUAGAUCAAACUCUAAUGGAGGUUGUAGAUUUCAGUCGCUGGAAUGUCCCAAGUUUGCAAAGAUUGUCUAUAGACGACUCUAUUCCUCUAAAGUUUGUCACUGGUCGUCUUCCUGCAUCCACAAAAGAAUUGUCAAUUACAAAUACACUACUUACUGCUUUUCCGCAAUCAUUUUUCGAGAAGUCAUCGUUACGUGUAUUGAUUCUAACUGGAUCAAACUUUGACUGUGAUCCUUGCGUAUUUCAAUGGUCGCUACCGGUCGCUCGUCUCAUAGGCAAUCAAACUCUGUGUGCUCCUGUACAAGAAAAUUGCACUCUGGGAAUAUCGAAGCAUAACCCCGAUAUCAUUCGCACCGAGUUCAGUGAAUCACCUGUUAUACCUUGCAUUGCCUAUGGAUCGCCACAGCCAGCUGUUGAAUGGUGGUUGUAUCGCCCGGCGACAUAUUUGGGAAAGUUUGAUCCUGCAGCCGAUCGGCCCCUUUCAACGAAUAGCUGUUGCACCGUGCUCAGCGGAGGUGCGCUUAUGCUUCACAAUGUAAAUCGUUCCUUUAUCGAGCGAUAUGUAUGUGUAGCACGGCAAGAUUCAGAGUCGGUUAGUAGGAUAUUCCAUUUUAGACUUGAUUACUCUAGUUGGUAUUCUUUGGACUUGUUCAACAGCGUAUUCUGGGGUGGAAUAGCGACGGCAGUGCUUGUUUGCUCCUUCUCUUUCCUACUUAAUAUUACAUGGAUUUUGACAAGAAAGAGCAUACUAUGGUGGAUACAACGUUUUCUCACUUUGUUGCUGCUUACACAUGGUAAUAUCCCAUAG